Messenger RNA from Alternaria arborescens, 1863 nucleotides. RefSeq lists its product as hypothetical. The transcript has 4 exons. NCBI's taxonomy places the organism in Eukaryota, Fungi, Ascomycota, Dothideomycetes, Pleosporales, Pleosporaceae. The coding region runs from base 1 to 1863 and encodes 620 amino acids. The record is from RefSeq and is a predicted model, not a curated record. Gene Ontology annotation, molecular function: dipeptidyl-peptidase activity.
AUGAACUCAAGCGAGUUUUGUAUCGGAAGAAUCCCUGUGCUACAGACCGACGCGACUCCGCCAAACGAGCCUGGAGCAAGGUACGGGGGCCUUAAUCAACGUACCACUGUGAUUCCCGUUGGCUACAAAAAAGAGCCCGACUACAGGGCCUGGGACAUAGAAGCUGUUUUCGAACAAGACAUACCGAUUCCUUUGCGCGACGGAGUCGUAAUACGUGCAGAUGUAUUCCGCCCUGCCAACACAUCUACGGUGCCCGCCAUCGUGCAUUAUUCACCGUAUGGAAAAUCCGGCUCAGGACUCUUCGACCUCAACCUUAUCCCAGGCCGAUCUGGAAUACCGCGUAGCGCAGUGUCCGGCUUCCAAAGCUUCGAAGCCUUCGAUCCUGCCGAGUGGGUAACACACGGCUACGCAGUAGUCAACGUCGACGCAAGGGGCGUUUUUGGAUCUCAGGGAAACUCUAGGUUCCUAGGGACAGCGGAAGGUCGAGAUGGCCACGAUGUUGUUGAGCACGUAUCUCAACUCUCGUGGUGUACUGGCAAAGUCGCAUUAGCUGGUAACUCCUGGCUCGCCAUGACGCAGUGGUUCAUUGCAGCUGAGCGACCACCUCACCUCACAUGCAUAUUGCCUCUUGAGGGUUCCAGUGACCUCUAUCGAGAAGUCUUGUGUCGAGGCGGUGUUCCAUCUUAUCAAUUCUUUGGUUUCGUCAAUCCUUUUCUCUACGGAAACCAACAGCGUGAAGAUGUCAUUACUAUGUUGCAGAAAUAUCCUGCCAUUAAUGAGUACUGGCAGGACAAGCGUGCCGAUAUUAGCUCCAUUCAAUGCCCUACCUACGUUCUGGCUAGCAUGUCGACUGGACUACACACAGUUGGGUCGCUCCGAGGGUUCGAGGAUAUUCGGCACGACAAGAAAUGGCUACGACUACAUUCUACGCAAGAGUGGCAUGAUCUUUACCAGAAGCAUUCCAUCGCCGACUUCAAGAAAUUCCUCGAUUUCUACAUGAAGGGACAAGACAAUAAGUGGGAGCAAACUUCCCGAGCACGAAUUUCAGUCAUAAGCUAUAACAAGGUAGGAUCUUCAAGCAACAGCAAGUCUCACCGAAGCCGAUCUGACAUUGUACAGGGAAACGUCGAUGACUUACCUUUCACUGCGUGGCCUGUACCUGAGGCUAAAGACAUCAACCUGCAUCUCUCGACAGACGGCACCCUCCAGUCCUCGUGUGAACAUGUUAAAGGCGGACAAUCUUCCUAUGCAUCCGAUGCCAAGGCAGAAAACUUUGAUGCUGAUCCCGAGGAAUUAAGCUUCACCUACACCUUUCCCAAGCAAACGAGAUUGAUCGGAAGCUCAAAGGCUGUGCUUUACAUGUCCUGCCAAGAUCAUGAUGAGCUUGACGUAUUCGUUAUACUGCGCAAGAUCGACAAGGAUGGCCGCAUUCUUCGCAACUGCAACAUACCAUUUGCCGAGCUCAAAGCCGUAGGAGGGGAUGGUAUUGAUGAUAUCGUGGACCCCCAUGAUCUGCCUACUCUCAACUCUCUACAGUACGUCGGACCAUCGGGAAUCUUGCGUGCUAGCCAUCGAGAGAUCGACGCCAGCAUCUCGAAGCACAACUUUCCGCAUCACAAGCACACGAGUGAAGAGAAGAUCUCUCCUGGACAGGUAGUCAAGCUAGAGAUUGGGAUAUGGGCUGCUGGAAUUCAGUUUGGAGCUGGCGAAAAGUUGGUGCUUCGUGUGAGUGGGCAUGAUAUGCGAUUGCCUGAGUUCGAGGCUUUGCGAGGAAGUUUUACCACGGCCAACAAAGGCAGACAUGUAAUUCAUGUGGGGGGUGAGCAUGACAGUCAUCUGGUCUUGCCUCUUCUCGAGUACUAG